UCGAGUGACAGUGACGUAGCUCACAGGCGGCAAGAUGGCUACGGCUGCUUGGCUGCAUGGCCAGAGCCCGAACAGCGCGCGGCUCACCGAGGGCCUGGUGUCCGCCCUGAAGGAGGAGCGGCCCGAGUACCUGCCCGCGCUCCUCUCCAACUACCGGGAGCAUGGCGCGGUGGCGGCGCAGAACUCAGGGACAGUGGGCGGUCUGGUGGGCAUUAGCAACGCACGGCUUGGAACAAGCAAAACCAGGUUUGAGGGGCUGUGCCUGCUGUCCAUGCUGGUCAAGGACAGUUCAAGUGAGGUGUUCCAGCAGCACUGCCUAUCAUGGUUGCGCUCCCUACAGCAGAUCAUACAGUCCCAGGCCCCCCUGCCUUCUGUACAGCUUGCGGUGAGUGUGCUGCAGGACCUGCUGCAGUACUCGUCUCAGCUACCUGAGCUGGCCAGAGAGGUGGGCCUCAACUCCAUCUUGGGCAUCCUCACCUCCCUGCUGGGCCUCAAGUCUGAGUGCCAUCUAGCUGCCAUGGAGGGGAUGAUGACGUGUAUGACCUAUUACCCACAGGCCUGUGGAUCACUGAAGGAAAAGCUAGGGGUUUAUUUCCUUUCAAAGAUGGAUUCAGACAACCCUAAAGUUCAAGAAGUAGCUUCUGAAUGUUAUGGGCGGCUGCCUUGCCUGGGUGGUGUGCUUGAGCGCGGAGGAGGUGGGCGCAGGGCUGAAGGCUGGACCAAUCAAGUGCACUGUCUUCUGGCAUCAGCCAGUAGCAUUCUGUGUCAGUUGUACCAGGGCAUAGAAACAGAAGAGACUAUAGAGUAUGAUGGGCCAGGAUUAGAACUCCCCUUUCCUCCUCUGGAUGAUGUAGACCCUCUGUUGAUUCUCCAGCUUCGCCAGCGCUACAGAGCAGUGUGCCUGGCUCUUAAACAUACACUCAGUGUUGAUCCAGCCACGUCAGUCCGUCUUCCUAUUCAGCAUGUCCUCAACCUGGUGUGUCGAGCCCUGGCCGUUAGCACUAAAAGCAUCAAUGUUACAGGUGAAGGAUGCUUGAAGCUGUUGGUGUUGCCAUCGAUACACAGUGACUCUCUAGAACUGCUCUCAACUCUAAUCAAAGUUGUGGGUGGUGGACUGGUGCAGUAUUGUAGUGUGAUCACCAGGCUCUUCUCCCAGUCACUGUCUGCAUGGACACCCCUGCCAGAGGCCAGCCUUGGUCAACAAAGAGCGUACAGUGCUGUACGAGUGGCUAUAUACCACACGCUAGAACUGUGGGUUCGAGUGGGUGGAGCCUCUGCCUCAGUCCUACAGGGAAGUACCUCCCACUCAGAGGUGCUCUUCGCUCAUCUCUUGGGCGACAUUACACCGGGAUCGGAGGCUGUCAAACUUCGAGCAGGUCAGACUUCCCUCUCAGAUCUUGUGGGUGCAGCUGGUAAGGCAGGGCCACGUCGGACGAAGGGCUUGACCAUUGGAGAUCCAGGAGGAGUCUCACUGCAAAGGAAGGGUGAUGCCUUAGCCAAUCAGGACACAUGCUUAGCUGCACUUCGAGCCCUCAGGCAGAUCAUUUUAACUUGUGGCACUCUCCUGAAAGAGGACCAACAUAAGAGGCUACAGGAUCUGGUGGUGCCACUGUGUGUGCGGCUACAGCAGCAGGCUCAGUGCGGUUCAGAGGUUGGCGUUGCUAGUGGUCAAUAUGGUAGUGCUGCUCCUCGCCGGGAGCUCUACCGACUUCUGCUGGCCCUAGUGCUGGUCCCCUCACCACGCUGGCCUCCUCCACUUUCUUGCGCUGUGUCUGUGUUCAGCCUGGGCCGACGAGACCGCAAUGUGAUGGUUUCCUCAUUUUGCACUGAGGCCUUGACCAUAUGCAACACUCUUCUACAUCCACGUACCCCCUCCAUUGCCCUCCCUCUGCCACCUCUUACUCUAAAACCCAUCCCAGCGGCACCUGUACUUGGCCCUACACAGAACCCUUCACUCUCCCUACCUACCCUACUGGGGGGGCCUGCGCCAGGGCCUUCUUUUACUUCCAGACAUCCCCUGGGCUUAGGCCCUGCUGCCCUGCUUGGGUCCUUGGACAACCAUCUCCCCCUGGCUCCUCCUGUUCUUCCCACCACAGCAGGUGCCACCGGAACCCAAGGAGACCUGCUUCUCUCUCCAGCGCAACCAGCAGAACUUGCAGGCCUAGGGGCCCCUGAAGGACAACGGCAAGUAUUUGUUCGCUAUGACAAAGAGGAGCCCGAAGAUGUGGAGAUCUCUCUAGAGAGCGAUUCUGAUGAUAGUGUGGUCAUCAUGCCCCAAGGAAUGAUGCUGGAGAUGCAGGAAGGAGUCGCUAAUGCACAGAACCUCCCUCCACCCCCAGGAGGUGCCUUAACCACGGGCGCUGAAGCGGGCACAGUAGACACCUCCCUCCCUAAUGAGCUUUCCACACCUCUUUCCCACCAGAUACUGCCAACAGAUGCCAACAUCAUCAACUCCUUCCCUGGUCCUGGACAGACAGACCAGCUGGUCUCCUUGGCGCCUCCUCUGAACUCCACUGGCGUAUCACUUACCCCAUCCCCCGGGGGCCUUGGCAACUCACUGCCCGCCGGUCCUCAGCUCCAGCAGAUGUUGAUGCAGCCGUCUCCAGGUGGUCAGCCAGCUCAGCUUGGCCUUUCCUUGCACUCGCAGCUCCAGAGCCAGCUGGCCCAGACUAGCCGCCAGCUUCAGCAGCCUACCGCCGCUGAGAAGGACCAGAAUGUCAUAAACAUCAACAGCUCUGAUGACGAAGAGGAGGAGUAUGAAGAAAUGGAGGACGAAGAUGAGCUGGAAGAAGACGAGGAAGAUGAGGAAGACGAAGACGAUUAUCCUGAUGAUGAAGAAUAUCAAGGGGAAGAAGACGAGGAGCUUGAAGAGGAAGAGGGAGAGGAGAUAGAUGAAGAGGAUGAGGAAGAGGACGAAGAGGACAUCCAGGCACUGGAGGGGGAGAACCGAGGAGGAUUGAUGGGAGGAGAGGAGGGUGAGGUGAUGAUUGAAGAGCAGGAGGAACGAAGGAUUAACGCCUUCCAAAUGGAGCAGGAAGCGCAGGUCGAAGCAGGAAUCGAAGAAAUGGAAGGAGUCCGAAGUGUCUACGGCGAGGAGGGCUUGAAAGAUAAAGUGGCCGUGGAAGAGAUUGAGAACAUCGGUGCCGUAGAAAGGAACGAAAGCGAGCCUGCAGAGGCGCCACUAGAGACUCACGUGAUUGUUGAAGAAGCAGAAGAGCCGGAAGAAAAUGCUUCAGCAGCAGAACCUCAACAGGAAGCAAGGACAUGGGAGCAGGAAGGGACCGGACAAGAGCCAGAACCAGCGGUUCCAGAGGCUUCUGCAGAACCUCAGGAGAAUCAGGAGGUGACUGCAGAGGUCGGAGUUAGUGAGCAAAGCACAGAGGCCGAACAAGAAGUUACGCCCAAUGAAAAUACAGCAUCUACAUCAGAAGAGGUUCCACCACAGCAAGUAGAGGAGGCUGCAGAGAAGGAGAAGGAUGCAGGACAACCAGUAGAGGAAGAGAAGCAGCAGCAGCAGCAACAGGAUGAGAAAGUGGAGGAGAAGAAAGAAGAGGAAGAAGAGGAGAAGGAAGCACGAGGGACAAAGAGGAAAAUAGAAGAUCGUGAAGGAGAGGAGCCUGAGCAGGGCACUGAAAAGAAAAAGGUUGAUGAUGAGGCAAUGGCCUCAAUGCUGGCUGACUUUGUAGAUUGCCCUCCCGAUGAUGAGGAUCAUGGUGCCUCACAGUCACGUUCCUAGACCACCUCCAGGACCCCGGACAUUGUUGUUCACUUGGACACUUGCAAGUCUUUCCUUAAAAGCAUCAGAUUCCUAAAGCUCUUUCAUUGAUGUUUCCGUACAGCUGUAACCGAUUAAAACUAUACUUGAACUACUUUGGUUUAUUUAAAGUCUCAUAAACGGUUUGUAUUGUUUUUUUUGUUUUUUUUCUUGUGAUGUCAUUUAAGAUUUACUCUUCUGUGAUGUCAUGAGUGAAUUUCAAACUUAACCGGUGGAACCUUUUAAUGAUCCAGCGAAUGGGCUGAGGGGUUGGCCCAGUUGUGACAUUGCUUCAUGAAGAUGUUACCCUACAUUACCUGGAAUUUUGGCCUGUGAAAGGGAAGAUGGAUGCUGGUCGUUUGCUGCAUUCAGAACAUUUCUGCUCCCGGGUCGCAUGCCUUCACUUCAGCUUGCUUGCAUAACCUUCUGCUUGGAUUCCUUUCCUGCCCUCUGACUGUAAACUAAAUAACUUGGUAACCUACAUCAAGAGGAUAUGAUGGUUAUUGUAUUGAUUUUGGGCUUUUUCAUACUUCAUUUUUUGUACUACCAUUUGUUUUACAUUUGUGCUUGUUUUUUUGUUGAGUGGUUGCAAAAGGUAAUUAAAAAAUAGAAAAAAUA
Molecule: messenger RNA, 4372 nt
Organism: Astyanax mexicanus (Mexican tetra)
Lineage: Eukaryota; Metazoa; Chordata; Actinopteri; Characiformes; Acestrorhamphidae
Gene: pelp1
Product: proline, glutamate and leucine rich protein 1
Exons: 17
Coding region: 35-3736 (1233 amino acids)
Biological process (GO): rRNA processing
Cellular component (GO): nucleus
Source: RefSeq, a predicted model, not a curated record